AUGGGCAAAACGCAUGCUCCCGAAGUUAUCAGAGUCAAGCGAAAAAGAGAAGAGGAUUCUGUAAGAGCCCUUGUACUGCAGGAAGAUGGAUCUAGCAAACGUGCCAAGUUUGUCUUUAAGCUGGCUAGGACAAUUGAGUCAGGAUCUUAUGCAAAAAGCCAGGAAUUGAAAACUCCAUUGUUGAAGUUAUCGGAAGAUGGCGAUGCAAGACAUUUUAUCCUGGAACAGCGGAAACGUAAGAGAGAGCAGGGAGACCUUCCCACAGAGAUCUCGGAGAUGCUUGAUGAGUAUCUAAGUCUAAAAACUCCCGCUCAGAAUGGUGGUUCUGCUAAAUUGAAGAGGCCCAGCCGAAGGAAAUCAGAAACACCAAUUGCAUCAGAGAUUCUACCGUCAGGCUCGUACGUCUACGACAUUUACUACAGGGAGCUAGCUGCGGAAGACGAGUUCGUGUAUGAUCCAAGCACUGUGGGGUACAUCAAGAUCAUCGAAGAUCAUGGGGAUAUGAUACCGGAGGAGGAAGAAGCCGAUCAAGCUGCUGCAUUGUCGGACGAUGAGGACUCUAAUGACGAGGCCUACUAUAGAAACGAUUACCCAGAGGACGAGGAUGACGACAGGCCCGUGCUCUUCGGGAGUGACGACGAAAAUGGGGUGGAAGUGAGAACGGACGCUUGGAGCGACGAGAACUCUCUGAGCGAUGCGGCAGAGGCCGAGAGCAUCCGGAGGGAUAUCGCCGCGUUGCAGGACUCCGAGACGGAUGCUCUUUUUGAAAAAUACGCGCAAGAAACUGACAUUUUACAGGCUGCCGGAAACAAUUUCUACGACGUAGACGAUGUCGAUAUAGAGGACUCCGAAGACAGCGGCGAGGACGGCACCGCGAGCUUUGCGAGACACAGCUUUUUUCCCGGCGACGCAGAGGAUCCCCUGGCCCUUCACCGCGAUGAAAUAUUUGGAAGACUCGAACAAAUGCUGGAAAAAAGAUGA
This is a messenger RNA of Lachancea dasiensis, 981 nucleotides long. The record is from the annotation of a GenBank genome assembly. NCBI's taxonomy places the organism in Eukaryota, Fungi, Ascomycota, Saccharomycetes, Saccharomycetales, Saccharomycetaceae.